GACGGACUCGAUCGAGCGAACUCCGGCGGCACCUGCUGCCUCUGCUUCAGAUGCUGAUGCUGCUAAUGUUGUGGGCCACAGUCAGCCUGCAGGGCCUCCGCCGCCUCCAGGAGCACAACGGCCCCGAACUGCUGAGGAACGUGCAAUCCGAGCCGCAGCCGCGAAGGAAGCACCGAUCUUCUACAGCUCGUCCUCCUCAUCUUCUCUUUCUGAGGACGGAUCAAGCCAGGCAGGUAUCAGCGAGAGCAGCAGUUUUUCACUGGUGUUGCGUGGAGACGCAUUGGACCGAGCACGAGCCGAAGCCAGUGCCUUGUACCGCCGCGAACUGGAUGAGACAGAUGGCGGCCGUAGUGCUAAAAGCCGGGCGGGAAAGCACAGCUGGUUUCAACGGUCCAUUGCCGCUGAAAGCUGGAGCAACCUGCGUGAAAUUCUGCAAAGGCAACUCACAGGAGAGCGAUUGCUGCAAUGGCAGAACUGGUGUAUGGCCCAUGCAAGGGGCUUCCGCAAGGCAGGCGAAAGGAUGGACUCGGACCUCGUCCGGGGAAGCACCACGGCACAGCGCAUCAAGGAAGGGACUUGGUACAGAAACCGAUGGCACACCCGUGACAGCCCGAACACAGCCACGACGCACCACCAGGCUGUCGUCCAGAUGCUGCUCAUGGCAUACCGUGCCCUGCAGCCUCAGGUUACCGGGCAUCUGCUCGAGGCACCUGGCAGCUACACCACCAACUGCGCCGCUCAGGCUGAAGCCGCAGCUCGAAAGGGCAACCACCGUGACCUCUUCUUGAUAGCUCGCAGGCUGGGACCCAAGACAGCCCAGGGGGUAUCCAGAUUGCAGGGUUCUGAUGGACGGGUCUUGGAUAGCUCCGCCGAGAUGGCAGCAAUCAUCAAGCACAGCCAGGCUACCUUUGCAGCCACACCGGACAACACUGACCUUCAGCCACUGCAGGCUGGCCUUACUUUUUCCACCGCGGAGCUACAAGCAGCCCUGGAUGCCCUCAACAUCCGGAAAGCUGUGCCGAGGCACAUUGCACCGAAUGCUGUCUGGAAGCUCUGUGCAACAUCGGUUGGAGCUCACCUAGGCCCCUGCUUUGAGCGACACUUCCGUCCGCAGUCUACGGACCUCCUGGACGGUAAUGUGGCUUCUCAAAUCCUGGAGCACUUACAGCCCAUGCUUGACCAUAUGCCACAAUUUGCUUACUGCGCGGGCCUUUGCCUGUCCCUGGACCUCAGCAGUGCAUUUGACAGUGUAAGCAGGGACCUGCUCAUCCAAUCACUACUGGACCACCAAGUUCCCAGUGACCUCAUCAAUGUAAUCCAACAACUUCACCGAGGGGCCAAGUACAUCUUUCGAACCUCCCAGGCUCGUGGCCAGGUGACCACCACCAACGGGAUAAAACAGGGAUGUAGAGCAGCCCCCACCCUCUGGGUUAGCUUCACACUCUCCGUUCUAGAGCAUCUUGCACGGCAUCGCAGCCUUAUGUGGGUUCAGAACAUUCUGACCCUCUUCGCUGACGACUUCUGUGGGCAUUGGACCAUCACCUGCCUGCAGGACUGGACAGCUGCGAUCUCCGACCUGACUCUGCUGAUGGAAACGCUGGAGACCUAUCAGCUCAGGGUGAACCUACAGAAGACAGCUCUCCUUGUCAACCUGAAAGGCAAGACGGCCAAGAAGCUUCUACGGCAGCACACCCGCCAGAAGGCGGGAGACACCUUCCUGAUUCUGCAAGUCCAUGGGCGAGAGAAGAUCCUGAAUGGGAGGGGGCCUCUCUCCAUCAAGUACAGGCUGAGGCUGGUCAAGUUGUGUGCGUGUCGUGACCCUGCAAACCAGCCACUCGGCCCUGACCUCAUCAACAACGACAACGUCAUCAUACACCUCAACCACCUUCUUGACUGCUUUCAGGAGGCUCUACGCGGUUUGACUGCGCACAGCCUCACCUCACCGGAGGAGGCGCAGCCCUGCCCCAAUCCGGGAUUCCCAUGCCAGUUCUGUGACUUGGUCCUACCCACCUCUCACGCCAGGCUGAUCCACUCGGCCAUCAAACACCCUGAGCAGGAACCUGUCAUCGUCGAUGCAACGGCCCGAGCCUAUGCGGGAGCAGAAUCCCAAGAGCUCGCGGCCCAAAAUGCGGUGCCACUGAUCUCUGCGGACAUCUUCGCACACUGCAUGCCCUCUGGGGCAGCGGAGACGGGGGCCGAACAGGACUCCCAGCUUCGUCUGAUCAGCAAGCUGCUGCUGAAGCACGAAGAGCAGUUGGCGGCCCUGAGGAAGGACACUCAGUUCGUCCUCUUCUUUCGACAGGACGACAAGUCGAUCCUGCCUUCCCUCAUGAACGUCUCGCGAGAGUGGAAGGCCAAGCAGGCAGCGGGGGAUCAGUCCAUCCAGUCAUCCCAGCGAACUGUUUUGAUCAACUGUUUGCUGAGAGAAUUGUUAGCCCGGAUGCAACGGGUGGUGGCGACGGAACCGGGCAGGGAAUCUCUGAAAAAGGCGGAAUGGCUUACGAGCUCCAACGCUUGGACCUACAUGAGGUGGUCACCCAAGCUUCGGAAACUGGUGGCAGACGAGACAAAGGAGCCCCUGGUUCACGACGAAGCAGUGAGAAUAAUCACAGAACUCCAGAAAUCGAUGCGAGGAGAAAUUAUCCACAAGUUCCAGAGCACCAUCAACCUCGCCAAGCUGGAGGAACAAGGAGCCCAGCAGGCCAUCUUUCACCUAGCAGUAUCACUGCGUGGCUCCGAAGCCACGGAGGUCUACGACCAGUUUCGCCAGCUGGCCGGGCUGUCGUUGACGAAUCUCGCCGGCUUCAGCAUGAAGGUGGACGACCAGCUGCGUCCACCGAUGGCGCAGCAGCUUGCGCAGAUGACUUACGGGGGAG
This is a messenger RNA of Symbiodinium necroappetens, 2876 nucleotides long. The record is from the annotation of a GenBank genome assembly. NCBI's taxonomy places the organism in Eukaryota, Dinophyceae, Suessiales, Symbiodiniaceae.